Phlebotomus papatasi is the source of this 2813-nucleotide messenger RNA. RefSeq lists its product as uncharacterized. The transcript is spliced from 4 exons. Lineage: Eukaryota; Metazoa; Arthropoda; Insecta; Diptera; Psychodidae. The coding region runs from base 834 to 2813 and encodes 659 amino acids. The record is from RefSeq and is a predicted model, not a curated record.
AAGACUGAUUUCUGGAAGCUCUGCUUACUGCUUUUAUAUCUCCAUUUUGAGUGGAUACUAUUGGUCUCUAAGUGAGAUCCAUGUAUUUAUUUUUCUAUUAAGAUCAAUUUAGUUCUCGAGUUCUCGAGUCUCUUACCGUAGUCUUGAGUGCUAAGUAAUUAAUAAAUUUCCGAUGGGUGCAAGUAGUUUUAGUUUGCAUUCAAAAUAAUUUGUUGUAACACCAUAAGAACUGUUAAAGUUUGGAUUUUGUAAACGUGCCUUUCAUCUUUGAUCUUUACACUGUUUAGUACAACAAAUAGGAUUCUUAAGAUUUCAAGGGCCUUGUUUUUGUGAACUAGAGUGUUUUAAAGAAAUACAUCAUGCUCGAUAACGGAACCAGAGAUUUCGUCUAAAUGUUUUGAUAUUUAUCAUAAUCUAAAUGUUAAGUUUUCUUCUAUCCGGUUGUAAAAGAUCUGAUUUCACCAAGAUGAUAUUCUAAGAUUGUCAUUGAAAACUUGUUCCCAAGUUUUCUAAAGUUAAAUUGGGUUGUGUUAAUGAACUUUGUUCUGAACUGUCUAACAAUUGUCUGGAAUUGUCUCUGAAAUUUGUCUAUGAUACCAUAUCUUUUAAGACGUCCCAUCGUUUCCGUGACUACAGAGGAAACAUUGGGGAAUUCUUUGACUGAAACAGCUGCAAUUAAUCAGAUGCUUGAAACAGUUCAAGUGUAUGACAUUACUUGAUGAAAUUAAAUAAAUAAACAAUUUAUCAAGAGGUACUUGACUGCCCUAUAAAUUACUCAUCAUCCACCACAACAGGCAACAGUUUCUAUUUUGAACUCUGUGAGUAAAGUAACAAUGAAGAUCACACUUUUUGUUUUGAUUUCUCUGGCCGUUGUUUUCACUUCGGCAGAAAGUGAAGUUGCUCCACGUGGACUGCAAGAUGAUUUCAACGACUUCCUGAGUCUUGUGAAUUUGAAACAAGUCAAGCGUGUUGCUCUCAAGUACUACACUACGGACAAGGAAACUAAGCAGUUCGUGAAGUAUCUGAAAGGAGACACGUUUGGAGCUGUCUGGGAUCAGGUGUUCACGAAUGAGCACGUGAGGAGCUUCCUGAAGUACGUCCAAGAUUCCGGUGUUGAUGUCCAGUCUGCUGUCAACCAGGUUGCCAAGUUCCUCAAACAUCCUUUCCUCAACCUCGAAGAUCUCACCCGUAAACCAAACAAGGGAUUGAAGAAUCUCGUUAAGGAAGUUCUCGCAUUGGUGCCACUGGAUGACUUCAAGACACUCUUCGACGAGAAGAUGCAAUCCAGUGAGGAAUUCAAGCAUUUCUACGAUACUGUGGCCAGCUUCGACUACCAAGCCAUGCAAGAGUUCGUUGCCAACUCACCUGAACUAUUGGACCUCUUCGAGACUCUCAAGUCCUAUGAUCUUGAUGUCGAUGGAUUUGUACAUCAAGUGGAAGAAUUUUUCGCCCAAAGUGACGAAUUUGAAAAUCCAGGAUUUUUCGAUUUCGAACCCUUCCUCACUCCCGAACUCAAUGAGGACUUUGCGGAUUUUGUGAAUUUACUCCCAGUCGAUAAGGUCCUCGAGGUAGCAGAGUACCAUUAUGAGAACAAUAAAGGACUCAACAAGACGCUGAACUAUCUCAGAACGAACAAAUUUGCCAAGCAUUGGGAUAAUUUGUUCUCCCUUACUGAGGUGGAUAAGUUUGUUGAUUACGUAAAUCAGACAGGUCUCAAUGUCUUCGGGCUCUUGAAUGACUUCGCUGCGUACUUUGAACUGACCCCUGUUGGUGAGGACUUUGAAGAUGAUGAGGAAAGAGUUGAGUUCACCUGGGGAUUCAAUGCUUUAUUGAACGAUGUGGUCGAGCUCUUUCCCAAGGAAGACUUGAAGGCUCUCUUCGAUCAGAAGGUAGCCAAUGGCGGAGAAUUUGCAGAAUUUGUGGCUAACUAUUCCACAGACGAAUUCAAGAAGCUCCUGAAGAAACUGGAAUUGUCUCCAGUUGCACAGAAACUCUUCAAGCGUUUCCGUAAACACGGUCUAGAUGUGCACAAGCUUGUUGGUUGGAUGUUUGAAUCAGUUUCAGUACGAGUGACUUCAAGUGUUGAACCCAAAAUGAAAGUAUUGAUUUGCUUGUCCCUUUUCGUGGCUGCCACUGUGGCCCUUCAUCUGCCUCCAAGACCACUGCCAGAGUUUGAUCAUCACCAUGAUUCAUCUUUCCCACGACCACAACCACCUCAUAUUCCUGACUUCCCAAACCCUGCUCUCGAGGAACUGUUCCAUGAUAUUCGUGACUUCAUGAGGAUUCUGCCUCACAAGGACAUGCGCCAGUUGGUGAAGACUGCCUACAAGAAUGAUGAGGAACUUCGUCAAACCAUCAGGUACAUGCGUUCUCCUCAGUUCCACCACACCAUGAAGGAGAUUGGACACCUCCCAGAAGUCCAGGAGCUCUUCAUGCCCUUCCACGAUCAUCACAUCGAGACUGAUGAUCUGACCAUUAGGAGCCUUGCUUUCAUUGAUCAUGAAUUCGACGUUCAACUCUUGCCAACUCCUACUCGCGACGCUUCUGCAACUGGUGGUAUCUGUGGUCUCAUUGACCGCAUCAUUGCUAUCCUACCCCACAAUGAACUUCGUGAGCUCCACCGUGAGAAGGUUGCCAAUGGCGGUGUUUUUGCCGAGAUCGCCACUUUCCUGACCAGCGAUGAAUUCCAGCAGCGUCUCCACACCGUCCUCCAGUCUGAGCGUUUCCUUGAACUCGAUGCAGCUCUCCGUGAACGUGGUGUAUGCCUCGAUAAGUUCAUUGAGCUCCCAAUGAACAUGUUCGGAUUCCACUAA